AUGUCAAUAGAAUUCGAUUGCUCUUGGAAAACACUGACUGCAAUAGCUGUUCGAAAUCUACCAAGUUUUCCCUCUUCUUUGAAACUAUACCUUGAAAAUGAAGAUAAUCGAUUUAUGCUGAUUUUACAACAUCCUUUAUCAUCAAAUCCUACUUGGAGACACUUUGACAUCCCACGUAAUGUUUUCCCAUUAAAACUUAAAAUCUGCAACACAAAAGGAGAAGAACUCUAUGAAGACGAAAUUGAUCCAAAACACAUGUUUUUAGCAGUCCAAGACAUAAAUUUAAUAGAAAAUUUCGAUUCCACUGCAUGCUUUUUAGAGUUUUCUGAUGAUGGAGUCUACACAACGCAAAGGCAUGCUGAAGAAAUUGCAAAACUUACACAAAAUUUUGGAAUUCAUAUUAAGCUUCAAGCAACACAAGAGGCUACCCCUCGAGAUGUAAAAUUUGGGGAAUUAAAAGAGCAAUAUCAGCAACUUCUAUUUCACAGAAAGCAAAUCUCAGAGUUGAGCCAAAAAAUAAGCGAAAUUAAGCAGAGAAUGACACGAUUUGCUUCACAAAAAAAGACUCAUAAUCCAAAAAUAAAGAAAAUCCAUGAAUUUAAGGAUUUUAAGAAUGAUUUGGAAGAAGCUGCUAUUGAAAAAAGGGUCUUAUCCAAAAAUUCUACUGGCUUGAAUAGGUUUUUAAGUGCUCAAAACUCGAUUUCGCAUGAUUUAUUAGGAAGAAGUAAAAUAAAUUACAAUAAUAAUUUGGAAAUUGCUCAAAAAAGCUUACUUUCGAUCUCAAAUAUACAAUGGAUGAUUGAAAUAAGGAGGAUAAAGCUUGUAAGUGAGCUAUAUGAAGUUUUCAAAAAUACUUUGGUGUUUGAAUGACUUGCUAGAAACCCUGAAGAAAAUUUUAAAGUUUUAAGUGAAGAAGAAAUGUGCUUUGUAUUAGGACAUAGCGUGCUUCUUAUUUGUGGACUUUCUCAUAUCUAUCGAAUUCAGCUACGAUAUCCGCUGAAAUUUUUUGGUUCAUGCUCAUCUAUUAUUAAUGAUGGAAUUGAGCUGCCUCUUCAUACAUUUGGAAAACUAGUAGACAACUCCAAGAUCAGUACUGCAAUUCAAUGCCUUUUAUAUAAUUUAACACAAGUUUUUCAAAUUGCCCCAAUGCCACAUAUAUCAGGCUUAGAAAAUCGUUGGGAAAAUAAAGUUUCAUCUGAUUAA
Blepharisma stoltei is the source of this 1203-nucleotide messenger RNA. The record is from the annotation of a GenBank genome assembly. Lineage: Eukaryota; Ciliophora; Heterotrichea; Heterotrichida; Blepharismidae.